ACUGUCUCUCCCCAUCCGGGGCAGCGGGGAAUGGCUGAGCCAGGGGUUCGCCGCCCCCGCCGCCGCCGCCGUCGCCGCCGCCGCCGCCCGCUUUCGGCUCGGGCCGCAGGACCUUAGCAUCCUGAGACAUUUUGAAUUGACACCCCUCAAGAUUGACUGGAUCAGAGUUCAUCAUGUCAAAGUUGAAAAGCUCAGAGUCAGUCAGGGUGGUGGUUCGCUGUCGCCCCAUGAAUGGCAAGGAAAAGGCUGCUUCGUAUGACAAAGUGGUGGAUGUGGAUGUUAAACUGGGGCAGGUAUCUGUGAAGAACCCCAAAGGAACAGCCCAUGAAAUGCCCAAGACCUUCACCUUUGAUGCCGUCUAUGACUGGAAUGCCAAGCAGUUUGAACUAUACGAUGAGACGUUCCGACCACUUGUUGACUCGGUCCUGCAAGGUUUCAAUGGAACCAUUUUUGCCUAUGGACAAACUGGGACAGGAAAAACCUACACAAUGGAAGGAAUCCGUGGUGACCCUGAAAAAAGAGGAGUCAUUCCCAACUCAUUUGACCACAUCUUCACCCACAUCUCUCGAUCCCAGAAUCAACAGUACCUGGUCAGGGCUUCUUACUUAGAGAUCUACCAAGAGGAGAUCCGAGAUCUGCUCUCAAAGGAUCAGACCAAAAGGCUUGAGCUCAAAGAGAGGCCUGACACAGGAGUGUAUGUGAAAGACCUGUCUUCCUUUGUCACCAAGAGUGUGAAGGAGAUAGAGCACGUGAUGAAUGUGGGGAACCAGAACCGUUCUGUCGGUGCUACCAACAUGAACGAGCACAGCUCGCGUUCUCAUGCAAUUUUCGUUAUCACUAUCGAGUGCAGCGAGGUGGGCCUCGAUGGUGAAAACCACAUCCGUGUAGGGAAAUUGAACCUUGUAGAUCUUGCUGGCAGCGAACGGCAAGCCAAGACUGGCGCACAAGGGGAGAGAUUAAAAGAAGCUACCAAGAUCAACCUCUCCCUCUCCGCUUUGGGUAAUGUCAUCUCUGCUCUGGUGGACGGCAAAAGCACUCACAUUCCGUAUCGGGACUCAAAGCUUACCAGGCUCCUCCAAGAUUCCCUUGGUGGCAAUGCUAAGACUGUGAUGGUGGCCAACGUGGGGCCUGCUUCUUACAACGUCGAAGAGACUCUGACCACUCUGCGAUAUGCCAACCGUGCCAAAAACAUUAAGAACAAACCAAGGGUCAAUGAGGACCCCAAGGAUGCCCUCCUUCGAGAAUUCCAGGAAGAGAUCGCUCGGCUCAAGGCCCAGCUGGAAAAACGGUCCAUUGGCAGGAGGAAGAGGCGAGAGAAGCGGAGGGAAGGUGGUGGCAGUGGUGGGGGUGGGGAAGAGGAGGAGGAGGAGGGAGAAGAGGGUGAGGAGGAAGGGGAUGAUAAGGAUGAUUACUGGCGGGAACAGCAAGAAAAACUGGAGAUUGAGAAGCGGGCCAUUGUAGAGGAUCACAGCUUGGUUGCAGAGGAGAAGAUGAGGCUGCUGAAGGAGAAAGAGAAAAAGAUGGAGGACCUGCGGCGGGAGAAGGAUGCUGCCGAAAUGCUGGGCGCCAAGAUCAAGGCCAUGGAGAGUAAGUUGCUUGUUGGAGGAAAAAAUAUAGUAGAUCAUACGAAUGAACAGCAGAAAAUCCUGGAGCAGAAACGACAGGAAAUUGCAGAGCAGAAACGUCGAGAAAGAGAAAUCCAGCAACAGAUGGAAAGUCGAGAUGAAGAGACCUUGGAACUUAAAGAGACAUACAGCUCAUUGCAGCAAGAGGUGGACAUCAAGACCAAAAAACUCAAAAAGCUCUUCUCCAAGCUUCAGGCAGUGAAGGCUGAGAUCCACGACCUCCAAGAAGAACACAUCAAGGAGCGCCAAGAGCUAGAGCAGACUCAGAAUGAGCUCACCAGGGAACUGAAACUCAAGCAUCUGAUUAUAGAAAACUUUAUCCCUCUGGAAGAAAAAAGUAAAAUUAUGAAUAGAGCCUUCUUUGAUGAAGAGGAAGAUCAUUGGAAACUACAUCCUAUAACUAGACUGGAGAACCAGCAGAUGAUGAAGCGGCCAGUCUCAGCCGUGGGAUAUAAGAGACCAUUGAGCCAGCACGCAAGAAUGUCCAUGAUGAUUCGUCCAGAGGCCCGAUACAGGGCAGAAAACAUUGUGCUGUUAGAGCUGGACAUGCCUAGCCGGACCACCAGAGACUAUGAGGGUCCAGCCAUUGCCCCCAAGGUUCAGGCUGCAUUGGAUGCGGCUCUGCAGGAUGAAGAUGAGAUACAGGUGGAUGCAUCAUCCUUUGAAAGCACUGCAAAUAAGAAAUCCAAGGGCAGGCCUAAAAGUGGAAGGAAGUCGGGAUCCUCCUCCUCUUCCUCAGGAACCCCUGCAUCUCAGCUUUAUCCACAGUCUCGGGGGCUGGUUCCAAAGUAAAGCCAGCUCCUCCUCUCCCAGGGCGGAAACAGCAUUUGCCUUCUGGGAGAAGAGACUAGCAAAAAGCUGCAGAGAGGACUCGGCCCAAACUCAGAACCGUUCUCCUGAGGAGAAGCGAUGGCCUCUUUGCAGAUCAACCAGCUUAAUCUGGUCAAACGUGCUGUUCCUAAUCUGGCACUCAGCCCCUCUGGGAAACAUCUUUUAAUUAGCAUCUCAGAAAUGCAUGGGUAAGGUAAAGUGCGAUAGUCCAAGUGGAAAGCAAGAGAAUGACCAGUGACCUUGCUUCCUUCCACCUUGCCUUCUUCUCCCCCUUCCCCUGCCCUCCCUUUCUCUCCUCUCUCCUUUUCUGGCCUGUUCUUUUCAUGGGGCUCCCUUCUUGUUGAACAAUAGGGCAGAAUCAGGAGUCCCCUUAGCAGGACCACAUCUUUGGAGCCUUGGGAUAAAAUGACAGUGAGAUUGAAAAGUGAAAAGCCUGGAACUUGACUAGGUGCCUGUUCUUGUAGGGAGAAAUGAGAAAUCGUAUUUGAAUCCAGGCCCCAGGUGGGCACCAUCAGCUCUGUUGCCUCCAUGCACCUCAGUAAGAAGUGGAUCUGCCUUUGGGGCCUGCCCAGUGAGGAAAUCUCUUCCAGUUUCUGCUUCUGAAGGAUUCAAUGUUGGGAGCAAUAGAAAUAACAUUCCCUUUGCCUCCUCGGAGUAUUUAGGGAAAUAGCUUCUUUAAAACCUCAAAACCGUGACCAUCCUGUCGAAGACCUAAGUCUGUAAGCUGGUGCCAUGUCCAUACACCAUAUCACUUUACUCUUCAUUUGUCACCAUUUUUUCCCAUGCACGCGUACUCUGAGCAUCCUUGUGUGGGCCCAUCCUCUGCCUCCAGAGCAUGCUGUGCAGUGGGCCUGUUUAGUGUGAGAAAGGAGGCUUGCUCUGCCUUCUCUGAUGGGCUAGAGUUGAGGGAAGGAGCUGUAUAGUGGCACUUUUGAAUUCCCCGUUUUGUUCCAUAUUGGUAUAGAGAGCAGAAAAGUAGCUAGGCAGAUGCAGAGAUGGAGACAUGAGACUCAGUGCAGUGGGUAGGGAAGACAUAACAGAUGGAAGCAAAGGAAUCCUGCCUGCCUUCAGCAGAGAAUUCACUGAAUCCUAGAACUGUGGCUCCCUCCAGGCAGAGCCUAAGAUGUUGGUGAAGAGUAGCUGCGUGAUUGAAUAGGCUCAAAGGAGAGUUCAGAAUUCCCGUUUACAUAUUACUAGUUUGGUUUGUAAGUUUUAGUUCCUUGUAUUAUUGAGAUUCAGAGCUUCAUUUUAUGUUGGUCAUUAGGUGAAUAUUACUCAUUUUUCCCCAAGAGAAGCUCAUAAGUGUGUGUGGGUGUGAGAGCACGAUGGUGCCUGUGGUCUGUGAAUGUGUCCAUGUGUGUCUGUAAGAGAGACAGAGACCAAGAACUUGCCCAAUUUUAGAAAUCCACUAAUGUGCAGUUGUUGCCUUUUGUCUGUAUUAAAGGCCCAUUGAAUGACUAAUCCAGGCUGGAAGCACUCCCAUGUGGGUGUCUGAGUCCACGAGCCAAGCCUGAGGGGAUAGUAUGAGUCUCCAGGUCUGCCACACUGGUGCACCUUGCUGGCACGGUGCUUCAGGAAGGUGGCGACUCAGGUGGGCCUUGAGUUAUAUUUUAACUCAGCUGCUCAGUUCCCAGGGCACAUUUCUGGAUCAGAACCCGUGGGAAAUAGGAGGUACUAAGUGCAAUGUCUUAGCAUUCUGCAAAAUGGAGAUCUGUUGUCCAGUGGCUUAUCUCCUUUUUAGUAACCCUUUUUAGUAACCCUUCUUUCUGAACCCAGGGGCCUUUUCAGCCUUCCCUCAUCUUUUCUUGAGAUCAAACCUUGCUUCUUUCUUAUUUACUAAGAAUUUGCCUAUUUGAAUAAGAACAAAACGCUAAGGUGGGUAGCCUAUGCUGGUUGUCUGCUGGUUACACGUGUCUCUCACACCACAUUUCCUCAAAGCUAAUCUGAAUUCUGUAGGCUAAAAAUAUUCAUGUAGCAAAUCUGAGAAGUGAAAACUGCAGAUAACCGGCCGGGUAUGGUGGCUCACGCCUGUAAUCCUAGCACUUUGGGAGGCCGAGGUGGGCGGAUCACCUGAGGUUAGGACUUCAAGACCAGCCUGGCCAACAUGGUGAAACCCCAUCUCUACUAAAAAUACAAAAAUUUGCCAGGUGUGGUGGUGCAUGCCUCUAGUCCUAGCUACUUGGGAGGCUGAGGCAAGAGAAUCACUUGAACCUGGGAGGUGGAGGUUGCAGUGAGUCGAGAUCACACCACUGCACUCCAACCUGGGCAACAGUGAGACUCUGCCUCAAAAAAGAAAAAAAAAAAAAAAAGAGAAAGAAAACUGCAGAUAACCCUAUACGUUAAUACUGGUAUCUCAAGGUGACUCUUCUGACCAAGGGUGGUUAAGUGACACAUAGAACUUUUCUAAGAGAAGACAGACAAGUUGACAGGCCUGUCUUGUACUCAGCUGUGUUUAUGUGGUGGUCUGUGGAAACAAAAGAAAAGAAGACUUAGUUGGAAAUGAAGCUGUCCCUUUCCAAGCAGUCUCUGGUGCUUUUCUUCUCUAAAAAUGGAUCCGAUAAAUAUUUGAAUAGAGCAGAUUGUAGAAUGUCGUGCUGCCACCAGAAAGCUGCUGCUUUGGGUUCUGCAUUGAACCAAAUAUGUAGAGGACCUACCAAGCCCACUGAGGGACCAGGUUUUCAUGUCUCUAGUCGUACCUAGAAUGUUCUGAGCCGUCUGAGGGCCUUUAUGCCAGAAGCAGCUAGCAAAGCCAGAAAGCAAGUCUGACAGGAUCUAAGAUGGCCAUCAGGAGAAGGAGUUUGAGACUGUGUGUGCAGCCCCCAAUAGACCCCCUUUUACUCUGAUCUGGAGAAUGUAUUUGGCUUCAUAUUUUAAAGUCACAUGUCUCUCAGACCCCUGGAUUCAGAACCCAAGGCCACAAAUCAAAGGCAUGAAGCACUUUCUUAAGACUGACCUAACGCUGGAUUAUUUCCCGUCUAAUGCCUGCAUGCUGCUUGAAUUGCUCCACCCACACCUCCAUGACCAAGGGCGCCAGAGUGCUGCAGCUCGGGCGUGGGCUGCUCUCUGCUUUUCCUGUCUGACUCUGACAAGUCCUCCCUCACUGAAUGUAGAAUUGUUGCCAAGUUUCUGAGAAGUGUCGAUUCCCUGUUAACGUGGAUAUCAGUUCUGCCUCACAUUUCCCACUUGAGGUUGAGGCGUACUGGAGACAACACCUCAGACCAUCUGAACCCCAUCUGUGGUCGAAAAUGGGGCUGUUAAUAUACUCUAAAAGCCAUACUAAAAAUGCUCUGAGGGAACUGGCUAAGAAUAGUGGGCCUGGCGAUUAUCACGCAAGGCUUUGUUUUGUGCUGUUCAGAAAUCUGUCACCUUUCUGCCUGCCCUUGUUGCCUGAAUGAAAUGCUUCUGGGGUUAUUUAUGAAGGAGUGAUACUGGGGCCGGCAGGAAGCAGUGGGCUUUAUGGCUCCUUGAAGUUAUUACUGUUCUCGACCUUCUCUUUGGCUACCUUUAGACAAAGAAUAUGCCAAUCAAUACUUGGGGCUCUAAGUUUUACAAUUGAUAUUUAUUUGUAUCAUCUCUUUGUCUAGGAAUGUAAAAGUGAUUCUAAACUAAGAUGUGUAAUAAAAAUCAAUCAGAUUUAUUGUACCUACAAAAA
Molecule: messenger RNA, 6108 nt
Organism: Piliocolobus tephrosceles (Ugandan red Colobus)
Lineage: Eukaryota; Metazoa; Chordata; Mammalia; Primates; Cercopithecidae
Gene: KIF3B
Product: kinesin family member 3B
Exons: 9
Coding region: 174-2417 (747 amino acids)
Biological process (GO): mitotic cell cycle; microtubule-based movement
Cellular component (GO): microtubule
Molecular function (GO): microtubule motor activity; microtubule binding; ATP binding
Source: RefSeq, a predicted model, not a curated record